UGCUGCGCUCAGCUCUGGUUCAGUUCAGGGACACAAGGGCGGGAAGAAAAACGCUGGUUUCGCAGUGGAGCAGAAAAGCGCCGCCAGCAGCGAGCAGCCUUCUGGACCGGACCUUUAAUAGUAAAACUGUGAAGAGCUAUGUUACUUUUCCUGACUGCUGAAUUGUUUUGAUUUUAUGAGCAGAAGAAGAAGCGACCAACAAUCUAAAAGACUCUCAUCAUGUUCACAGAGGUCCUACUUGCUCUGGUGAUUGGCGGACUGAUCUACUUCCUGGUUCAGAGGAGUAAGACUCAGGUCCUAACAACAGAGGAUGGCUGGUGGGGUUCUGGAGCACCCCGUGAUGCUGGGGAGGAUGACACUAUCCGCUCCUUCAGGGUAACCACCAGCAAUCAAGAGCUGGAGGACCUCUACAGGAGGAUUGAUCUGACUCGUCCUUUUCCCUCACUGGAGGACAGCCAGUUUAAUUAUGGCUUCAACUCGCAGUACCUGCAGAAGGUGGUCUCUUACUGGAGAAAUGAGUUUGACUGGAGGAAGCAGGUUGACAAGCUCAACCAGUACCCUCACUUCAAAACCAAGAUUGAGGGCAUUGAUAUCCAUUACCUGCAUGUGAAACCCAAAAAGGUGCCAGAAGGGACGAGUGCUGUUCCACUGAUUAUGGUCCAUGGCUGGCCUGGCUCCUUCUAUGAGUUCUAUGGAUUGAUCCCUCUGCUCACAGACCUGUCAAACCCACACGACCUCGUGUUUGAGGUGGUGUGUCCCUCCAUUCCAGGGUAUGGCUUCUCUGAAGCACCACAUAAGAAAGGUUUUGAUUCGGUCUGCGCGGCUCGUAUCUUCCACAAACUGAUGAAGCGUCUGGGUUUCCAGCAGUACUACGCUCACGGUGGAGACUGGGGCUGGCUGGUCACCACCAACAUGGCUCAGCUGGAACCCAAAACUGUCAAAGGCUUGCAUUUGAACUUUGCCCCGCCCUCCAAGCCAGGGCUGUCCAUGGCUUUGUCCAUGAUGCUUGGCCGGCACUUCCCUAAGCUGUUUGGCUUCACUGACUUUGAUAUUCAGCGAUUAUUUCCCUGCAUGGAGAAACUGGUGGUAGAAUCCAUCAAAGAGACUGGCUACAUGCAUAUCCAGGCCACCAAGCCUGACACUGUGGGUCGAGGGCUGAAUGACUCUCCAGUGGGACUAGCUGCCUACAUUCUGGAGAAGUUCUCCACAUGGACGAGCCAUGACUUCAGGAACCUGGAUGAUGGAGGACUCACACGGAAGUUCUCUCUGGAUGACCUGCUGACAAACGUCAUGAUCUAUUGGACCUCUGGCUGCAUUAUCUCCUCCAUGAGGUUCUACAAGGAAAACUUUAGCCAAGGUCUUGAUGCUCCACAUGCAAAGAUACCAGUCUAUGUCCCCACGGGUUUCGCCUGCUUCCCUAACGAGUUGAUGCACACGCCCAAGCUGUGGGUCAAACAGAAAUACCGUAAACUUGUGACCUUUACUCCCAUGGACCGCGGUGGUCAUUUUGCUGCUAUGGAAGAGCCCCAGCUGAUGGCAGAUGACAUCCAGAAGUUCACAAAGAUUGUGGAAGGGAAGGUGAAAGAGUAGAGGGUGGACUGACAAAUACAGAAGUAUGAAUAGACAUCAGCUGGGACAAAGUUCUGAGCAGUAAGUGGACAUAGACUCUGAUUCUAGAUGAAGUAAGCUUUGUAUUUCUUAUCUGAAGUGGAUUCUGUAAGAUAGGAUAGCUCUCUAAGUGACACUAUGAUAAAGUCAUAUGCCGUGUUAAUGGUGAAAUAAAGAGUGGUGGCUGAAAUUGAAA
Molecule: messenger RNA, 1804 nt
Organism: Pelmatolapia mariae (spotted tilapia)
Lineage: Eukaryota; Metazoa; Chordata; Actinopteri; Cichliformes; Cichlidae
Gene: ephx1
Product: epoxide hydrolase 1, microsomal (xenobiotic)
Exons: 9
Coding region: 220-1590 (456 amino acids)
Biological process (GO): epoxide metabolic process
Molecular function (GO): epoxide hydrolase activity
Source: RefSeq, a predicted model, not a curated record